UGCAUGUGGCAGUUGGUUCCCGUACUUGUUGGGGGCGGGUUUCAACAUGUAUCUACAUGUCGUUUGCAUUAAUGUUUAUGGGACAUUCUAUGUUAUUGUGUUGACAAAUGACUGUGACUAUUCGCCUGUGUUUGUCCUAGCCUUAAUGCGGUGCGUGCCAUAUGCCUUUUUCGUCUGAGAACAAAAUAAAGAUUGCAGCAUUACGCUGAAGAGCCCAUGCAUGUGGCAUUAUUCUUGGUUUGCUAAGCAGUCAGUGGUAUGGUCGCUUGGGCUGCUUUUGUAGGAAUUAGGGACAACUAUGUGCUCUGAACUGUGCUCCGGGCUAGAGAGGCGCGUUAGAGAUAUACCACGAAUGUACCAGCCUGAAAAGGCCGAGUACAAAGAUAUGCUGUACAGCCUGGUUCAUUUGUGCCGGGCCGGAAGCUUAGCCAGGUCCUCAUCGAUGUCUCCGAAGAGCGGGCAACGGUUCAGCCGUUCACAAAGCAUUGUGUCGGACGAUUACUCAGCCGUGCCUCCAGAAGAGCCCGAAUGGCUUACCAAGAUGGCUGCACGAACGAAAGGCCGCGACACCGCUGCCAGCAUUGGCACAGCCUCAUCACCCCGUGAUCCCCGCCGCAAGCCCCGCCGAAGCUCCAUGACUCCUAUAAGCACUGCCGGCAGGAGCAGCGCCCUCGCCGGCUCGGCAACAGCAGUGGCGGGGCCUAACCUGGGUAGGGCCUCAGCCGUGAUCUUUCCGUCCCCGCUCCGCAGCAGCGUCAGCGCCUUCAACCUGGCAGCUGCGGCUGCUGCAGCAGACGAAGCCGGCAGCAACAACAGCAGUGCACUGUCACCGCGCGCAUUAGACGCCAUGGCAGCGGCUCGGGGAUCAGCGCAGGAUGCCCUGUACGACAGGUUCGGCACGUUUGAGGGUCUGUCAGCUGCGGUGGACGACUUCUACCACCGCCUCUGCAGCGACCCACGAGUGGGGCCGGCCAUACAGGAGGUUCCGGAGCCGGCUGUGCGCCAGGUAAUGAUGCAAAUUAUGGCCAUGUCGUUGCAGCAGCGACAAGAGGAGGCGGUGGGGAGCGGGGGAGGAGGCGGGGAGCUGCAGGUGGUGAAAAGCGGGGACGCAGAGGAGGAGCAGGGAGGAGAGGAAGCAGCUGCAGGCGGGGCGGGAGGAGGAGGUGUGAAAGCGCACUACCCGGGAAAGGACCGGCACGUGUGGAUGCAGAGGUGCCGUGCGCUGCUGCGGGACGCCGGAGCUGCCUCCCCUGUCCUCCACGACCCCUGCACCUGCCACCGGAGCAUCGCCUGCCCCUGCACCGGGGGCGAGCGCGAGGAAGUAGAGGAAGGCAACCCCGUUCCGCUGCUGAAAGACCCGGAUAUGGACCCAAACCUGGAUCGCAACGCUUCUGACCUGAUCACGGCCAAUAGCAAGCAAGGAGGAGCAGGAGCUGCAGGAGCCGAGAAAGGAAAGGGAGCAGGGGCUGAAGACGCCCUUAUCAGUGGUAAGGAAGAGGUCCCGGGGGAGGAGAAGCCCCUCAGAAUCGGUGAGUUUUCAUACAACUUGUACGACGAUGCGGUGUACCAUGCCGUUAUGGACGCCAUGGCUGCAACGCUGGAGGGGCUGGGGGCCGCG
This is a messenger RNA of Astrephomene gubernaculifera, 1618 nucleotides long. The record is from the annotation of a GenBank genome assembly. Lineage: Eukaryota; Viridiplantae; Chlorophyta; Chlorophyceae; Chlamydomonadales; Astrephomenaceae.